Molecule: messenger RNA, 1017 nt
Organism: Knipowitschia caucasica
Lineage: Eukaryota; Metazoa; Chordata; Actinopteri; Gobiiformes; Gobiidae
Source: the annotation of a GenBank genome assembly
AUGAGGACCAGGCUUUUACUCAUUCUGUGUUUGGUUGGAAGUGGCUUAGCGAACAAACCUCCUGAUGUCAAUUGUACGGUGAUUAAUCUGAAAUAUGUCCAAUGUUUGUGGAACCGGGAAGGACUCAACUACACUUUCUCCAGCAGAUUUCAUGAUGAGUCCUUUCGUGAAUGUGACUCUUAUGUCCUCGAGAAUGGACUGACCGUCGGGUGCAAACAGCCUGGAGACGGGUUAAUGACAAAAAGAUUCAAAACAUUUUACACGCAGCUCGCUCAAGAAAACCAGCAAUAUCCGGUUCAAGAACAUAAACUCAAAGAUAAAGUCAAAUUGGAUCCACCCUCCAACGUCACCGUCCAGUUAAGGUCUGACGGCAACUUGUGGUUCGAGUGGGAAAAGAUCAAUGAUUGUUUCGAGAGCGAAGUCCGCUUCAGAGUCAACAACAACAACUGGCAGGAGUCCUCGGUGAGUACUGGGCAUCAGGAGCACUGCAUUAACCUCCCGUCAAAAUCAUCCCGUUACGAGCUGCAAGUGCGAAGCCGCGUGAGCAACAGCUGCGGUUGCUCUAAGGAGUGGAGCGAGUGGAGCCAGCCGGCCGUCUGGGGAACAACGCACAACAAGACAGACCCAGUGCGGCGGCAGGACUCACAGACUGUGAGUGUGUGGCAGGUGCUCAUGGGCUGCGUGGGAGUCCUCACCGUGUUCGUGGUGCUGUUUUUCUUGGCCUUUCAAGAGAGAAUCAGAAUCAUCUUUGUUCCAGACGUUCCCAAGCCGUCUCUGGUGCCUCGUGACUUGGAGGAGUGGUUGAACAGCUCCAAAGGCCUGAAGGAGGUUUUUAAGACCAACUACAUGGAGCGCACCUGUUCUGUGAGGGAGUAUUGUCCCGUAUCUGACAGUGAAAGCUCAGACUCCUCCAUCGUUUCUGUCAGCACGGAUCAAACCGACUUCUACAACUCUGUCCAGCCCUCGAGCCCCAGUACCCCAGAGUUUGCCCCAAAUGAGCAGGGCAUCUCUGUUUAG